UUAUAGAUAUAAAAUAGUAAUACACCUGUAAUUAGUAUAUAGUCGGCUCCUGAUACAGGUGAAACAUACCGACAUUAUAACAUCAACAUGAAGACCUUCCUUAUCUUAGCUACCUGUCUGGUGUAUGCAAUUAGAACUGGGGCGACGGCUGCCUGUACCCAUGGAGCCUUUAUUCCGCAUGCUGAUUGCAGUAAAUUCUACAGAUGUAACUGGGGCAGUAAGAUAGAAAUAGACUGUCCACCUGGAUUACAGUUCAACCCAGCAGUUAGCGUUUGUGAUUGGCCGGAUAACGUCGAAUGUACAUCAGGUACCAACCCAGCCUCACCAAACGCCUGUGAUUCCAGUCCGUGUGUUAAUGGUGUUUGUUAUGAAAGUAGUACGACCACCAGUGGUUAUACCUGUUCGUGUGCUACUGGAUAUACUGGUGACAGAUGUCAAACAACUGCAGAUGAUAAGUGUGCAAGUAACCCAUGUGUACGAGGAACUUGUUAUAGCGGUACCUUUACCUUUACCUGUACCUGUCCUGUCAACUAUGGUGGCGAUAGAUGUCAAUAUUACGUGGGUUCCACUUACUGUAACCCGAACCCCUGUCAGAACUCUGGUCAGUGCACGGAAUCAACGUCCAACAGUAACGGGUUUAUUUGUUCCUGUGUAGGCUCUUAUACUGGAACUAGGUGUGAGACACCCAGUUCAGGGAAUACAGAAGUACUCUGUGCUUCAAAUCUUCCUGGCACUAACUGUUUAAAUGGCGGAGCUUGUGCUUGGUAUUACGGGUACUACUGCUCCUGUUUAUCAUCAUACACAGGCCCAAGAUGUGAAACACCUGUAGGAACUACAAAUGCUGUUUGUAACUCCAACCCCUGUGUAAAUGGAGGAGUAUGUUCGCCAUCAACAUCCGGUUAUACCUGCGCAUGUCCUAGUAAUUACCUUGGUAACAACUGUGAAACUUACAAUUAUUGUAGUAGCACACCGUGUAAUAAUGGGGGUGUAUGCUAUAAUGAAGUCUCCAACUAUAGAUGUGCUUGUCCUGAUAAUUACUCUGGACAAAGAUGUGAUACGUACACAGGUACAACUGAUCCGUGUGCAACCCAACCAUGUCAAAAUAACGGUAUUUGUGUAAGAGAUGCCGCAACUAGCUCGACUUAUACCUGUGCAUGCCAACUCAACUAUUCCGGCAAUCUCUGUCAAUUUUUCACAGGCCCAACUGAUCCGUGUGUAUCCGAACCAUGUCAAAAUAACGGUAUUUGUGUAAGAGAUGCCACAACUAGCUCGACAUAUACUUGUACAUGCCAACUCAACUAUUCCGGCGAUCUUUGUCAAUUUUACAAUCCUACUAAUCCUUGUGCUACAAGUCCCUGUGGAGUGGGCGGUAGUUGUGUACAGAUUAUUGGUUCGAUCUAUAGAUGUGAUUGUUUAGCUUUUUAUUCUGGUGAAAGAUGUGAAAUAUACACUCCCGCCAAUCCAUGUGAAUCCAACCCCUGUGGCACAGGAGGAAGUUGUCUACAGACAACUGGUGGAAAUUUCCAGUGUCAAUGUUUCUCCGCUUAUUCUGGUGAAAGAUGUGAAACAUACACUAACCCAUGCGAUAGUAAUCCUUGUGGUAUUGGAGGUGCCAGCUGUACUCCUACUGGAUCUAGUUUCUUCUGUUCUUGUAAAGAAGGUUAUUCUGGUUUCCGUUGUGAAUUCGAAAAUUUCUGUGCUGGUAAAACGUGUAGUAAUAAUGGUGUAUGUACAAGUCAGUCAACAGGGUAUCAGUGUACGUGUAACGAUGGCUUUAUUGGCGAAAACUGUGAAUACACGAAUUUCUGUGCCAGCAAUCCAUGUAUAAACGGUACGUGUUAUAAUGACGUCAACAACUAUAGAUGUGGGUGCCCAUUUGGUUUCGCUGGUAACCCAUGCAGAGAUUGUAGCAGUUUAUGGCAGUGUGCAUCGAAUCGUAAUGCGUACAUUGUACCGGACCCUAUGGAUGAUACUAAAUACAUCAUCUGUCAAGACGGCGCCAAGAUCACCAUCGACUGUAGCGUGGGUCAAAAAUUUAUUCCCAUGAAGAUCCAAUGCGAGUAAGCCAGAGGUCAAGGUCGUUAUGUAAAGUUCAAGGUCAUUAUACAAAGUUCAAGGUCGUUAUGUAAAGUUCAAGGUCAUUUAAUUUGAAUUAUACUUAUAUUAAACAUAAGAUGUAGAUUUCAGUUUAUUUGUAAAAAUGUGCUAAAGUUAUAAUUUAUGCCUGUAUGUAAUUAAUGUUGUUAUGUUAAUUGUGUUAAUGAAUACUCCGUUAAUCAAGAGAUUAACAAAAAAAAGGAAGAAAUAAAUGAAUCUUUCUUUUUAAUGAAUUGUGCUGAUUUUGUUAAACAUACAUUAUGCAACAGCUAAAUCUGCCUAUUGCAGGUAUUUCUUUAGGCCUGAAAUGUUAUCUAAAUUAUUAAUUAUACAUUAAUUAACUUAUCCAGACCAUAAUCAACUAUCGAUUGUGUCGGAUUGUCACUGGAUUUAAAACCGAUUUGCUGCUCAACCCCUUAUGGAUGAUUAAAUCCAAAAAUGGAUCAUCAA
Patella vulgata (common limpet) is the source of this 2547-nucleotide messenger RNA. Its product is annotated as fibropellin-1. The coding region runs from base 88 to 2064 and encodes 658 amino acids. NCBI's taxonomy places the organism in Eukaryota, Metazoa, Mollusca, Gastropoda, Patellidae. The transcript is spliced from 16 exons. Gene Ontology annotation, cellular component: protein-containing complex; extracellular region; plasma membrane. Gene Ontology annotation, biological process: establishment or maintenance of epithelial cell apical/basal polarity; heterophilic cell-cell adhesion. Gene Ontology annotation, molecular function: calcium ion binding; chitin binding. The record is from RefSeq and is a predicted model, not a curated record.